Molecule: messenger RNA, 1326 nt
Organism: Penicillium canescens
Lineage: Eukaryota; Fungi; Ascomycota; Eurotiomycetes; Eurotiales; Aspergillaceae
Product: glycosyltransferase family 31 protein
Exons: 1
Coding region: 1-1326 (441 amino acids)
Cellular component (GO): membrane
Molecular function (GO): acetylglucosaminyltransferase activity
Source: RefSeq, a predicted model, not a curated record
AUGCUAUGGCCUUCGGUUGAGACACCCGCCUUGCCCUUGACAACCGUUUCCAAUAUCACAAUCUCGUCCGACGUCAAAUGCGAAAUCGAUACCGAUCUGCUCUCCCGACUGGAUGUGCUCAAACUCGCCCAGUAUACUCGCCGAGAAAUUGUGGUGGACAUUACGGAUGAGCAUCUGCCCAUGACACAGAGACUCGAUGCGCCAUUCUUGAUCGCAAAGGGCGGAGAGGGCGCGCAGGAUGGAUGCUCAAUUCCUGCUCCAAUGGAGGUGAAGGUUCCUAGACCUCCGAAGUUGACCAUUGCAUCCCAUAUCGAUUUUGGAGUCGCCACCAGUGUGGGCAGAUUGAACGAUUCCCUGAACGCUUUCCAGCAUUGGGCUGGAUACACUCGGACUCGCAUCUUUGCCCUGCUCGAACCCGAUGAGACAGGAGGCGAGGCUAUCCGCGAGGUCAAGACCAAGGCUGACGCCAUGGGCAUCAAUCUCAUCAUCACUGAGUCAGAAGAUGACUACCUCCGCCGAUACUUUGCCCUGAUCCCUCUGCUAGAGGAGAACGCCCGCGAGUCCACCCGGUGGGGCUGCAUCAUCGACGACGAUACCUUCUUCCUAUCCAUGCCUAAGCUCGUAGAUGCCUUGGCUAAAUACGACCACACCACACCCAUGUAUAUCGGCGGUCUGUCAGAGUCUAUCCCACAGAUUGCGAAUUUUGGAAUGAUCGGGUUCGGAGGCGCAGGCGUCUUCCUAUCACGACCUCUCAUGACCCAACUCGCCGGAGUAUAUGACGAAUGUUCCCAAAUGGACUUCACAGGUGAUCGUCGCAUCGCCAUGUGUGUCUACUCUUACACCCAGACCCGUCUGACCGUGGACCACCGUCUGCGCCAGCUAGACCUGAUGCACGACGCAUCGGGAUUCUUCGAGUCCGGCCGCGAACCACCUCUCACAGUGCACCACUGGAAGUCCUGGUUCCAUGCGGACAUGCCGAAACUCGCUGUGGUCGCCGAGCUCUGCGGCGACAGCUGUCUGCUCCGUCAAUGGCACUUCGGGGACGGCUGGAUCCUAACAAACGGUUUUUCGGUCAUCAGGUACCACUACGAUCCCGAGGCCGGCGAUCUCGCCAUGGAGCAAACCUGGGACUCGCAUAACGGUGCCAGCGACGAAGCCUACCUGCACGAACUGGGUCCUCUGCGUCGCAAAGACGAUGACAAGAAGAGCUACCAGCUACAAGAUGCCGUCAUUGAGGACCAGCAUGUCACGCAAUGGUACAUCAUGCGCGAUCCGAAGUAUGGCGAUGAAAUAUUGGAGCUGUCAUGGCGCGCGAGAGGUAAAUAA